AUAAACUUAGGCUCGAGUUUGCAAUAAUUAGGCUAUCCACUGUUAAGUUAAAUAUUUAACGAUGGGAUAACGAUAUUUCUCACGGCGAGUUGUGGGACAGUGAUCACAUGUCUAUCAGCAAGGGGGAAGGAGAGCGCGCUUGGAAGGGAGAGGUGCCUUUUGGCUGCGCGGUGUAUUGUUGCUAGGGAGCAGCUGGGCUACCAGACAGUGAAAGAUCAAGAGGUCUUCGCAUGGGUUAUUUUAUUUAGAGGUUCUGUUUUCGCCAGACAGUUCUCUGAUUUGCGAGGUGAGCAUCGUGGGGACCAGGUGAAGACGGGUCCCCACCCCCUGCUUCCAAGUUGUCAUUUAUGUGUGGGCCAACGUUAGUGCCAUCCAGGUGUGCCAUGGCCAUUCAUGGCCACCCAUGGAGCUGAAGACUUCAGGGGACCACUCCGGCGCAGUCGCAGGCUCUCCCUUCCCCAACCCGGCCUGACCAUCCACGCCCUGUCAGCAGUGGUGCAUGCUCCCUCUGCCCGUGCCCUACCCGCCUGUGCCCCCCACAAGAAACCCCAGGCCCUGUCUCCCAUCCCCGGCCUCUCGCCCCUGAGAGUGGCCCAUGACCUGCGCCCCCAGUGUCUCUCAGGGAUCCCCCCGAACUGCGUGCUCGCGUCCUCGCCCGGACCCGCCGUCGCACCCCGGCCCCUCUGCACGCGCAGUGCCAGUGCAGGUGCCCGCCGCUGCUCGCCCCGCAGUGCCAGGUAUGCGAGCGUCGCACCCUCAGGUGUGUCCAAGGGCCCAGCCUCGUUCCAGUCUAGUGCCUCCUCAUCUUCCUCCUCCUCCUCCUCCUCUCUCCUCCUCUCGUCACAGUGCCACGGUCCGUGCCCGCUGGAAGCCCAGCGCUCUCUCUGCCAGCUGGACCCGCUGAGGUUCGGAUCGGGCCUGCUAGGCAAGCGGGCCUCCUCCCCGCAGCUGUCCGUCUACCCGACCUGCCCCUCUCCGCCGAAAGCGUCCACAUCUCACCGCGGGGUGGUUGUCGUGGAGACCGCCGAAAAGGCCAGCAUGCCCACCAACCAGUCAUCCCCCUGGAGCAGUGCCAAGCUUAAGGAUGCGGCGAGCGUGGUUAACGGGUUGACGACGCAGCGCCCCAGUAGCGCUGCAGUGCCUUCUUCCCGUGCCCGCGCGCUGUCCAACGACCCCCCCAAGAAGCUGCCCUGUUGUUCCCCUCCAAACCGCUGCAGAGGGGGCGACAAGGGGGAUGGGCGGACGGAGGCGAAGGGCGCAACCCCGCUAGCCACCGUGCCUUCGGAGGAGAAGAGUGGCGGUGUGCUGCUCAGCCGUGUGCAGAAUGGGGCCGAGGGUCCGAGGGCCGCACACAUGCCCCUGCGGGCUCAGAAGGUCAACUCGGAGUUCAAGCUAACGGCCGCCGUUCGCAAGCUCGUGAGGACCAGCAGCGCUCACUCCAGCAGGGCACUAAACGGCUACGCCGCCGGGUCAGCCGGCGCCAUGGCAACCUCCAGAGUGACCUCCCCCAGGAAGACGCUGGCGAAGGUGGAACUGCCACUCCGCAGCCUUACCCAAAGGGAAGGGGAGCCGGCCUGCGUGGCCGUUCAGCACCCCGGUGGCCCCUGCGCCCCCUCCUCCCCCUGCGCCUCCUCUGCCCACCACUGUGCCAUUCCAGGGGAGACGUCUCCAGGGCCGCCUCUCCCUGCACCCUCUGUUUACUCAGUCACCUCUGACCUCUCCGCCAUACACCUGACCAGGAAGGGCGGUGCCCAGGGAUUCCCCGACGAGAGCGUCCCAAUUGGGCAGGAUGCUGCAGAGAACCAGUCUGAGCUGGAGCCCAAAGGUCAGGAGACUGUUGCCAUGCUACAAGAUGGGGAGGAGGAGGAGCUUCCUGAUGAGCUGGAGAACGACUGCAGUGGUGAUGACAAUGAUGGGUCUGACUGCUGCUCCAUGAACACUGAUGGUGCGUUGGACACCCCUGAGGAAGCCCUAAGUGUGGAAGAGCCGAUGUCCACAGAGGUGGAGGAUGAACGGGUGGAGCGGCCAGCCCUGGUCACUAGCCUGUUCCCUCUCUUGCCCCCAACACUCUACUUCAGCAAAGCCAACGAGAAAGUGGAGCUGUUGCCGCUGGAGCAGAGGAAGCUGCUGAAAUGGAGGAUGAGCUCUGUCACACCCAACGUGGUCAAGCACACCAUCGCCAGGUCUCACUUCAAAGUCACCAAGAAGAGCCAUGACUGGCUGGGCUGCUGGGGUCAUCACAUGAAGUCUCCUGGUUUCAAGGCCAUCAGAGAGUACCAGAAGUUGAAUCACUUCCCAGGCUCCUUUCAGAUCGGACGGAAGGACCGUCUGUGGCGGAACCUGUCCAAGAUGCAGACGCGCUUCGGCAAGCGGGAGUUCAACUUUUUCCCACGAUCCUUUGUGCUUCCGCUGGACAUCAAACUGCUGCGCAAGGCCUGGGAGGACGGUGGCGGACGCCAGAAAUGGAUCAUCAAACCGCCUGCAUCUGCCAGAGGAAUCGGGAUCCAGGUGAUUCAUAAGUGGAGUCAGAUGCCCCGCAAGCGCCCUCUGCUGGUACAGAAGUACAUCCAUAAGCCUUACCUGAUCAGCGGGAAUAAGUUUGACCUGCGCAUCUACGUGUACGUGACCUCCUACGACCCGCUCCGAGUCUACAUCUUCAACGACGGCCUUGUGCGCUUCGCCAGCUGCAAAUACUCCUCCUCCAUGAAGAGCCUGGGCAACAAGUUCAUGCACCUCACCAACUACAGUGUCAACAAGAAGAACUCUGAGUACCAGAGCAACAGUGACGACAAGGCCUGCCAGGGUCACAAGUGGGCUCUGAAGGCUCUCUGGCAGUACCUGGGCGCCAAGGGAGUCAACACCACACUCAUCUGGGAGAAGAUCAAAGACAUCGUCAUCAAAACCAUCAUUGCGUCAGAGCCGUACGUAAACACUCUGGUGAAUAUGCACGUGCGAUCGCCCUACAGCUGCCAUGAGCUGUUCGGCUUUGACAUCAUGCUGGACGAGAAACUCAAGCCUUGGGUUCUGGAGGUCAACAUCUCGCCAAGCCUCCACUCCAACACGGCUCUGGAUGUGGCCAUUAAGGGCCAGAUGAUCCGUGACGUGCUGAACCUGGCCGGGUUCGUGCUGCCGCAGAAGGACGAGCUGCUCACCCCGGCCAGCAGCAGCUCCAGCAGCUCCCUCAGCAGUCUCUGUGGAGGAGGCCGGGAACGCUGCAAGCCAGAGCUGUCCACUGACGAGAAAGUCAAGAGGGCCUUCUAUAUGAGUCAGCGCUUCGCCGACCAGGACUUCCUCUCGUCGGUGCUGGACGUGCUGACCCCCGGUGACGUGCGAGUGCUGGCGGGGUCGGAGGAUGAGCUGACACGGCAGGGCGAGUUCCAGCGCAUCUUCCCCUCCCCCACCUCCGCACGCUACCUGCGCUUCUUCGAGAACCCCCGCUACCUCAACAUCCUGCUCAGCCAGUGGGAGCAGAAGAUCUGGCAGAACAGGAGCAAAGGUAUUGGCCUGCUGUGGAAUCUCUGUCAGAAGGGAGUUCACCUGGGCAACCUGUCUGACACAGUCCAUCAUUGGUCUUCAAAGUCCUACACUGGGCACGUGCGGACUGACUUUAACAGUAACCCUACCACCAAGACAGAGCUGACCAGGUCUAGCGUGCUGGUGACCCUGAGCGUGCCUUCCCUAGUGGGCGGGGACGAGGAGGCCUUGGACCGGGAGGUCCAGUCGGUCACCUCCAGCCUGCCUGACAUCAGCGUGCUGGGCUCGGCCAGCGCCAGCCCCACCCCCUCCCUGAGUCCCACCCCCAGCCCCAGCCCCAGCCUGCCCAGCGACUGCCCCCCCUCUGCAGACUACAUGUGAGGUGGGCCAGGGGGAGAGGACAGCGGCAGGGGUGAGGGCAGGCAACGACUGCAGUGUCAAACAGCCGACCACCAGAGGGCGAGCUAAAGCCUUAACUCCUAACGAGUGCCACUGUUGCUUUUUCAAUGAUUCAGGGGAUUCCCAGUAACGAUACGUCGACGGACAAACAAAUACAUACACACUCUCAGGGUUCUGUUAUGGGGUGGGUAUGGAGAGUGUGCCUGGGUGUGUGUGUGUGGGGGGGGGGGGGGGCUUGCUGCAGUGAAGGUAAAGCACACUUACUCUCUCUCCUCCUCUCAUGAGGUGGGGUUUAGUCAUGAGAGAGCAGGGGUCAGGGGUCGGCAGAGAAUCACAGGUUUACAGCCUUAAUGGAAUUACUGGCCAAAUCUUAACAGUCUUGUUAAACGCCUUUUCUAUUACACCGUACUGAAAAGACACAAUAGGUAUUACAGAAGGCUUUGCCACUAGCUUUUUAGAGAUGAGAGUUAAAUAUGGCGUGUGUGUGUGUGUGAGUGUGUGUGUUUGAACACUAGGGGAGAGAGAAUAAUGUCUCUGGACCAGGCAUACACACAGAUAUGCAAAGCCUCUCAUUGGUGGAGGUCAGAGCACACCCCCACCAACUGCCAUGUCUCUUUACAGUAGCAUGAGCCAAUCAUCUUCCUCUCUGUGGUUUGUUUACAUUGGAGCUCCGCCCACACAGGGUUCUGGAUCUCUGGCCAUUUGGGCAUCUCCUUAAAAAACGCAAAAUAUUUAUAUUUUGUCAUUUUAUUCCUGUUUGUUGGGAAAGGGAAAUGAUUAAUUUAGAUUGAACAAGUAAUAAUAAAAAAAUGUAAGAAUUGCAGUAUGGCUUUUUAUCAUUUUUAUCUUGCUGGAAUUGCAGUCUUCUGAUGGAACUAGAUAAUUGCUGCUGCAUUGUAGAGUUUUCACAUUAAAAUUGGUUUCAAAAUAGA
Molecule: messenger RNA, 4805 nt
Organism: Clupea harengus (Atlantic herring)
Lineage: Eukaryota; Metazoa; Chordata; Actinopteri; Clupeiformes; Clupeidae
Gene: ttll4
Product: tubulin tyrosine ligase-like family, member 4
Biological process (GO): protein polyglutamylation; microtubule cytoskeleton organization
Cellular component (GO): ciliary basal body
Molecular function (GO): tubulin binding; tubulin-glutamic acid ligase activity
Source: RefSeq, a predicted model, not a curated record